Otolemur garnettii (small-eared galago) is the source of this 1323-nucleotide messenger RNA. It is a transcript of the gene ACP4, whose product is annotated as acid phosphatase 4. Lineage: Eukaryota; Metazoa; Chordata; Mammalia; Primates; Galagidae. Gene Ontology annotation, cellular component: postsynaptic membrane; lysosome. Gene Ontology annotation, biological process: peptidyl-tyrosine dephosphorylation involved in inactivation of protein kinase activity; regulation of neuronal synaptic plasticity; negative regulation of ERBB4 signaling pathway. Gene Ontology annotation, molecular function: receptor tyrosine kinase binding; protein tyrosine phosphatase activity; acid phosphatase activity. The transcript has 11 exons. The record is from RefSeq and is a predicted model, not a curated record. The coding region runs from base 1 to 1281 and encodes 426 amino acids.
AUGGCCGGGCCAGGGUUUCUGGGCCACUCUGCUGGACCUCUUCUGCUGUUGCUGUUGGUGCUACCGCUGCAGCAGGCCCUGCCGGAAGGACCCCUGGUGUUUGUGGCUCUGGUGUUCCGCCAUGGCGACCGAGCCCCACUGGCCUCCUACCCCACAGACCCACACAAGGAGGCAGCUUCCACCCUGUGGCCACGCGGCCUGGGCCAGCUGACCAGGGAGGGUGUCCAGCAGCAGCUGGAGUUGGGCCGCUUCCUGAGGAGCCGCUAUGAGGAUUUUCUGAGUCCCCAGUAUCGGCGGGAGGAGGUGUAUAUUCGCAGCACAGACUUUGACCGGACACUGGAAAGCGCUCAAGCCAACCUUGCUGGGCUGUUCCCUGAGGCCGCCCCGGGGAGCCCAGAGGCUGACUGGAGGCCCAUCCCUGUGCACACAGUACCAGUCUCUGAGGACAAGUUGCUGAGGUUCCCCAUGCGCAGCUGUCCCCGCUACCAUGAACUGCUGCAGGAGACCACAGAGGCCGAAGAGUACCAGGAGGCCCUGGAGGGCUGGACGGACUUCCUGACUCGCCUGGAGAACUUCACUGGGCUGUUGCUGGUUGGAGAGCCGCUCCGCAGGGCAUGGAAGGUUCUGGACACACUGAUUUGCCAGCAAGCCCACGGCCUUCCCCUCCCAUCCUGGGCCUCCUCAGAUGUCCUGCAGACACUUGCCCAGAUCUCUGCUUUGGAUAUUGGGGCCCACGUGGGCCCACCUCGGGCAGCAGAGAAAGCCCAGCUGACAGGGGGGAUCCUCCUGGAUGCUAUCCUCUCCAACUUCUCCCGGGUCCAGCGCCUGGGGCUUCCUCUCAAGAUGGUCAUGUACUCAGCUCAUGACAGCACCCUGCUGGCCCUGCAGGGGGCCCUGGGCCUCUAUGAUGGGCACGCCCCACCAUAUGCUGCCUGCCUUGGCUUUGAGUUCCGGAGGCGCCUCGGAGAUCUGGAUGAAGAUGGAGGGAAUGUCACCAUCUCCCUCUUCUAUCGCAAUGACUCAGCCCAUCAGCCAUUGUCUCUCAGCCUACCUGGAUGCCCAGCCCCCUGCCCACUUGGUCAUUUCCACCAGUUAACAGCCCCAGUCCGGCCUCCAGUUCACGGGGUCCCCUGCCAUGGCCUCUAUGAGGCUGCCACCCCAUCAGCCCCUGUGGUGCCCCUGCUGGCCGGAGCUGUGGCUGUGCUGGCAGCUCUCUGCAUGGGACUGGGCCUGCUGGCAUGGAGACCAAGCUGCCUGCGGGCCUUGGGGGGUCCUGUGUGAGCCAGAAACUGCCCCCACAGCUGACAUUGGAUGCUAACAUGU